Molecule: messenger RNA, 3024 nt
Organism: Condylura cristata (star-nosed mole)
Lineage: Eukaryota; Metazoa; Chordata; Mammalia; Eulipotyphla; Talpidae
Gene: ZNF219
Product: zinc finger protein 219
Exons: 5
Coding region: 372-2540 (722 amino acids)
Biological process (GO): regulation of DNA-templated transcription
Cellular component (GO): nucleus
Molecular function (GO): DNA-binding transcription factor activity, RNA polymerase II-specific; RNA polymerase II cis-regulatory region sequence-specific DNA binding
Source: RefSeq, a predicted model, not a curated record
CCCCCCUUCUCUUUCCUCAGAACUGGAGCUCUGCACAUCCCAGGCUCAGGGAAUUUUAGCCUGGAGAAUUUUAACCCUUUCUCACUCAGAGCAUGUGCCGAGCCCCUAUCUGUGCAGAUGGCCCAGCCCCGCCCCCCGGCCCUCGCUCCAGCCUCUUGAGCUCAGAGCCAGUGUAAUCCUCCUCUUGUGUGAGGGAGCCUCUCCCCUGCAGAGAGGAGGAAAGCCUGCUUCGGAACAGCCCUGGACAAAGGGGCAGAGAUGCCCCAUCAAACUGCAGGCUCUAAGCUCUUCAGCACCUGUUGCCUUCACUAGCAGCUUUUCCUCCUCCUCUUCUCUGCACUCCCCAGAACCAAAGAAUGUGAAGGGGGUCCAUGGAGGGCUCACGUCCCCGCGCCCCGGGCGGCCACUUUGCGCCAUCGCCACCGGCUUUCGAAGGCGAACUGGAUCUGCAGCGCUACUCCAACGGGCCAGGCGUGAGCGCCGGGUCUCCAGGAAUGGGAGCAGUAGGCUGGUCUGAGAGUCGUGCAGGCGAACGGCGCUUCCCCUGCCCCGUAUGCGGGAAGCGCUUCCGCUUCAACUCCAUACUGGCUUUGCACCUGCGGGCGCACCCAGGGGCCCAGGCCUUCCAGUGCCCGCACUGCGGGCACCGUGCAGCGCAGCGUGCUCUGCUGCGCUCGCACCUGCGCACGCACCAGCCUGAGCGUCCGCGUAGCCCCGCCGCGCGACUUUUGCUGGAGUUGGAGGAACGCGCGCUUCUGCGCGAGGCUCGGCUGGGGCGAGCCCGGAGCUCAGGGGGUGUGCAAGUUGCCCCAGCCACUGAGGGGCUGGCGCGUCCCCAGGGUCCUUCGUCGUCCGCCUUCCGUUGCCCCUUUUGCAAAGGGAAGUUUCGCACCGCGGCGGAGCGUGAACGCCACCUGCACAUCCUGCACAGGCCCUGGAAGUGCGGCCUGUGCAGUUUCGGUUCCAGCCAGGAGGAGGAGCUACUGCACCAUAGCCUGACCGCCCACGGAGCUCCUGAGCGCCCCCUGGCGGCCACUUCGGCUGCACCCCAGGCCCAGCCCCAGCCCCAGCCUUCAUCCCAGCCUGAACCUAGAUCGGUCCCUGUGCCCGAGCCUGAGCCAGAGCCCGAAAGCGAGGCAACUCCCGCCCCAGCUCCUGCAGCCCCUGAGGAGCCCCCUGCGCCACCGGAAUUCCGCUGUCAAGUGUGUGGUCAGAGUUUUACGCAGUCCUGGUUUCUCAAGGGCCACAUGCGCAAGCACAAAGCCUCCUUCGAUCAUGCGUGUCCAGUGUGUGGCCGCUGCUUCAAGGAGCCCUGGUUCCUUAAGAACCACAUGAAGGUGCAUGCCAGCAAGCUGGGGCCGCUGCGUGCCCCGGGGCCCGGUUCUGGGCCCACCCGAGCCCCACAGCCUCCAGACCUGGGCCUGCUGGCCUAUGAGCCACUGGGCCCAGCACUCCUCCUGGCCCCGGCGCCCACUCCUGCAGAGCGCCGUGAGCCUCCGAGUCUCCUAGGCUACUUGAGCCUGCGAGCAGGCGAGGCCCGGCCCAACGGUGAGGGCGCUGAAUCUGGGUCCAGCCGCAGCUUUGGAGGCUUCCGCCCCUUGCCGUCUGCUCUCCCUGGCCGGGGUCGCCGGCAUCGUGCGGAGGAGCCAGAUGAGGAAGAAGAGGUCGUGGAGGCUGAGGAGGAGACCUGGGCCCGGAGCAGGACGCUGGGCCCGCUGGCUUCACUGCAUCCGCGCCCAGGGGAGGGGCCAGGGCACUCUGCACCUGCUGCGGGGGCCCAGCCAAGGCCCACUGCCACACAGGAAGAGAAUGGGCUGUUGGUUGGAGGGACCCGGCCUGAAGGGGGUCGGGGUGCCACUGGCAAGGAUUGCCCCUUCUGUGGAAAAUCUUUCCGGUCAGCGCAUCACCUCAAAGUGCACCUGCGAGUGCACACAGGUGAGCGCCCCUACAAGUGUCCACACUGUGACUACGCGGGCACCCAAUCUGGCUCACUCAAGUAUCACCUGCAGCGCCACCACCGAGAGCAGAGGAGCGGGGCAGGGCCAGGGCCACCCCCGGAGCCGCCACCCCCUUCCCAGCGGGGUUCUGCCCAGUCGACUGGGGCCAAGGCGGCUCCUCAGCCUGCGACUUGGGUGGAGGGUACUUCGAGUCCUCGGCCUCCUGCGAGCAGUGCCGCCCCGGGGUGCCGUCGGAAGCCCUCCAGCCCCGGGAGGACCCUGCGCAAUGGGCGAGGCGGUGAGGCCGAACCCCUGGACCUGUCCCUGCGGGCGGGGCCGGGUGGCGAGGCCGGGCCAGGAGGGGCCCUCCACCGAUGCCUCUUUUGCCCCUUUGCCACUGGAGCUCCCGAGCUCAUGGCUUUGCACCUGCAAGUGCACCACAGCCGCCGGGCUCGGGGCCGCCGGCCCCCUCAGGCCGAUGGAUCCCCGCCCUAUGCCCGGGCACCGUCUGGAGAGUCCCCUUCCAGUCCUCCGCAGGAAGGGGAGGAGGGCCCAGGGCUAUCGAGAUCGGGAGAGGCUGGGCUGGGGGGGCAAGAACGGUAGGGAGCCCUCUUAGGGGCGGUUAGCUUAGUGAGCUUACCCCGCCGGAGCGGGGGAGCGCUAGAGGUAGUUGGGUAGAGCAGCCAGCAGGGGGCAGCGUGGGACCCGUAUCCCAGCCCCAGGCGGACCAGAGGUGUGGGGGCGGAGGGCGUAGGCGAGUGGGCGGGCAGUACCCAGCCCAGGGGAGAGUCACAGUGCCUUAGAAGUGGCAGGGGUGAGGAUCAAAGAACUGGGUCCCAGGGCUGGCAAAGAGGUUUGUGUCCCUGUUGAGGAGCCCCUCUGCCAGUCUUUGCUGGUCCAUAGGCGUGAGAGUUUAUUUUUGUACAAUGGGUGGGGGUGGGGGGCACUGUACCCUUCUAGCCCCUUCAGGGGCCCUGUAGACGUCGCUAUUUUUGGUACGAUUCCUGUCAUCCCUGUCGCAGAGUUGUGUCCCCAAUAAACAGGUGUCUUGAGGCACAGGGCACUGUGUUUGUCUGCCUAUGUCCUG